AUGGAUGAAAGUGGCCCAUUAGUUGAUACCCAAAAUGGCAAUAAUAUAGAAUCAUGUGUGAAUGGUGUAAAUGAGGGGAAUGACUUAGAAGGUGGUAUUGACUUAGGUGUGAAUGUUGUAAAUGACUUAGAAGGUGGCAUUGACUUAGGUGAGAAUGAUGUAAAUGAUGAGCAGUUUAAAGAUAGUGAACAACAAGAUGAGCAGGUUAAUGAAAAUGCAAAAGAUAGUGAACAACAAGAUGAUCAGGUUAAUGAAAAUGCACAACAAGAUGAGCAGUUUAAUGAUAAUACAAUUGAUGAUACUGAGGAAGAGUCUUUGCAGUUUACUGAUGAUGAAGAGGAUUCUGAUAAUCCGAAUUACAGGAUGGAACAUGAGGCACCUCAUACGGAUGAGGAUGAUGACCAAAGAAUGCAUGAAGGUAACAAUCAUAGGAAAAACAAUAAUGAUGAUGGUGAUGAGUUAGAUUACAAUAUUGAUAAAUACAAUGAGAUUCAAGAACUUGAAGUGGAUAUGUAG
Helianthus annuus (common sunflower) is the source of this 516-nucleotide messenger RNA. RefSeq names its product acidic leucine-rich nuclear phosphoprotein 32 family member B-like. The record is from RefSeq and is a predicted model, not a curated record. Bases 1 to 516 code for a protein of 171 amino acids. NCBI's taxonomy places the organism in Eukaryota, Viridiplantae, Streptophyta, Magnoliopsida, Asterales, Asteraceae. The transcript has a single exon.